AUGGCUGACCCAGAAUACAUCCAAUUUGAAUCUACCCUCCACCCAGCCAGUCUGACAUGCCAGCAACAAUAUUCCUUCAACAGUCUCAACUUCCAAGAUGUUCUUUUUGACGACGCAGACCUGUGGCCUCUCGCUGAAGGGUUCUUUGACCCAGCAGGAACCUCGGCAACCCUAUCAGGGACUGACACUUUGCCUCAGAUUGUCGCACCAGAACCUCUGGAAGAAAGCGACGACUUGAUAGAAUACCAGUUCAUCUCCCCUACGGCAAAUUCUCACGCCAUUGGUGAACAUAAUAUUACCAAUCCAGAUGAUGACGGCGAUGCAGGGACACUUGGCUCUCAUGACCUUGAAAGCAUAAUCCCAAACCACUAUGGGUUUGGAUACUGGCUCUCAAUCUGUUCUGGUCCUGGAAUUGCGUGGAUUUGCCAAAAACACCAAUCCAACGAGUUUGCUGAAAUCGCCCAGGAAAUGAAAGCCAGCUGGGCACAACAGUCGAAACUACAGCACACUCAGCCUAUGUCUCAAAGCGCUGAGCCCGAGCCACCACUUGCUUGGCAGUAUUGCAAAGCCUACUUCGAGCGCUCAGUGGACAAUCUGUGGGAGAGCGUCUAUCGACCCGACUUUGAACGGCACUUACGAGCCCACCUUUCGGGAAAAGUACAGUAUGACGAUCCUGCUUGGUACGCUCUUCGUAACGUCGUCUAUGCUGGGGGCUGUCGAAUGUAUCGCUCUCAAUUUCCAGAAGCCAACCCUUCCGACGUUCAAAGAGAAUCCUGGAGCUAUUUCUCCAAUUCCUUAUCUGUCCACAGCGAAUUGUUGCUCACCAAGCCCACACUGCGCUCUGUUCGAGCUCUACUGACCAUGGCUCUGUUUGCAGAAGGCUUAGCAAGCCCAGCAUUGAGUUCAGGCUUGGCGUCAAAUGCUGCACUUCUUGCUCAAUCCCUAGGUCUUCAUCGGAAGCGAGUUGAUACCGACGCUGAUGAACAUUCGGAAUCUCUACAGCCCACUUGGCUCUUCUGGGCGGUGUAUUGCACCGAGAAACACAUCGCACAGCGCUGUGGGCAGCCUUCUUUGAUUAACGAUGAUGACAUUACUUGCGACAUACCCACGACAGUCCACCCCGGGAGCACCAUUGAGCUUGAGACACUCACCUAUAUCAUUCAGACCUGUCGGCUCUACCACCAGCUCAGUAAGCAAAUGCUGACUACCCGAGCGCUCCAGGAGCCUCCGGAAAAGAUGCUCAGCCUUGUGCGGCAGUUUGACCAUCAACUCCAAGCAUGGAAAGAGUCAAUGCCGUUACAGCUCCGGCCCACCGAUUUCCUGAAGCAAUUCAAGAUGCCGGGGAACAGGAAGCUUUUGGGACUAAUGACGGCACACUGUUCCUUCUACGACCUUGUCAUGGCGGCUCAUUCUACCUUUCUGUACCCAUGGGUCAUCCAGUCGUGCUCCGAGAAUGUAGACGCGGAACUGGCUCGGCAGAUCAAAGAACAAAUUCACGUCAGUUCGCAUUUGGUUGCAAACGCCUCACGGAGUCUCAUUGUCAUCAUAAGGAGCCUGGAUAUGGACAGUGUUGGUACCCAAUCGUUCGCGUUACAUUUUCCAAUGCGGGCCUUUGUCAACCUCUUCGUCUUUGUUCUCCAAAAUCCGCGAUUGCCUUCGGUUCAGUCAGACCUGGCGCUCCUGGACGUAGCAGCGGGGUAUUUCGGCCAGAUGGAAUUUAUAACCGGGUCCAAGAUCAGUUUCCCAUUUGCUCGAGACAUUGCAGCCCUUGCUCGAAGUGUCGUCGCCGAGGCCCAAAAAGCCUCAUCCCAAGCCCCCGGAGAGGUGACUCGCAAUGUCAAAAUGAACAUGUGA
Molecule: messenger RNA, 1854 nt
Organism: Fonsecaea multimorphosa CBS 102226
Lineage: Eukaryota; Fungi; Ascomycota; Eurotiomycetes; Chaetothyriales; Herpotrichiellaceae
Exons: 6
Coding region: 1-1854 (617 amino acids)
Biological process (GO): DNA-templated transcription
Molecular function (GO): DNA binding; zinc ion binding
Source: RefSeq, a predicted model, not a curated record